Molecule: messenger RNA, 1814 nt
Organism: Mandrillus leucophaeus (drill)
Lineage: Eukaryota; Metazoa; Chordata; Mammalia; Primates; Cercopithecidae
Gene: MYEOV
Product: myeloma overexpressed
Source: RefSeq, a predicted model, not a curated record
CUCAGGGUCUGCGUCACACACACCCCAGCUCUCCUGACGGGUCUCUGCACUCGCUGUUGCCUCCGCCUGGAACAGUCUUCCUGCUGGUGUCAGUGUCUCCGUGGUGCGUCCUUCCUGACCUUCCACCUCCACCAGUCUGUCCCCACCGGGGACAGGGACUGGUCACUCAUGUUCAUCCGGCAGACCGGACACUUCGUAGAGGGCUCCAAAGCUGGCACAUCCCGGGGCCUCCUCUGUCUCUCCCAGGCCCUGUGUGUUGCAGUGAGAGGAGCAUUUGUGUCUCUGUGGUUUGCUGCUGGAGCUAAUGACCUGGACAGAAACAAGGGAGACAAGGGUGUCCAGACAGGUGCGGGGCUCAGCCAGGAGGCAGAAGAUGUGGAUGUGUCCCGGGCGGCGCCACCAGGCACUCUGUAUGGCACUGGGAACAGGAAUUCUGAGAGUUAGUCUGUAAGCGUGGCGGGCAUUGCUCCCCUGGGAGAAGCCUUUCCAGUGGGCGCUGAGCAGGCUGUUAGCUCGUGCCCUGAGGAGGUGCGUGGGUGGCCUGGGGUCUCCACGGAAAUUACACGGGCGCGCAUGGGUGUGACUCUGUGUUCAUGUGGGCGAGGACUUCUGACCGGUGCCAGGGCACUCUGCAUGACCCUGGCAGAUUCAAGCUGCCCCGACUGUGGAAGGGGAAGAAGAGCAUGCGUGACCCCCCACCAGCACCGCACCCCACACUGCUCCACCUGGGUGCCUCUGGGGGUGGCUGGGUCCUGGCUGACUGUUGUGACAGUUGAGGCCAGGGGUGGGUGGGGCAUGGGAGUUAAGAGGACUGGCCAGGUGGGGCACACCGUGUGCCCACCCCCAGUGUCAGGAACUUCCCUCCUCCUCCACUCCCUCGUCCUCCUCCUCAUCAUCAUCCUCACUUGUUGAGGACGUCCUGUGUGCCAGGUGGUUUAUAUGCCCAGCCUCAUUUAAUCCUCAGAAUAACUCCAUGAGGUAGCUACUAAACCCCCCCAUUUAACAGAUGAGGAAACUGAGGCCCAAAGAAGCUCAGCAAGUUGCCUAAGGUCCAAGUUUCCUCUCCCAACUCUCCUACCCUCUCCUCUUCCUUCUCCUCUCUUCCAUUCUUCCCUGCCUCUUCCUUAACUAGACAAUUUUUUAUCGAGCAUCUCCCAGGUGCAGGCAUGAGCCAGGUGCUGGGAAGAUCACGAUGAUCCAGCUCCUUCUGGUCCUUUCCUUAGCUGGUUAGAGGCUGGAAGGACACGCAAGUUCAGCUCCAGCCGACUGGGGCACUGGUGGUAGCCCCUGGAGAACUUGUGCAAUGGGGCUAUGAGGCUGAAUCUGGCUCCAGGAAAGCAUGUUGCAAUCCACGAGUGAUGUCUGCCAUGCGCACAGGCAUGGAGAGUGAGGCACCUGUGCUGUCUUCUCGUAGACCCUAGACUGGUGGGGCCUCUGAAACGCACCCAGACACUGUGCUGGGUGUGCUGCGUGGCCCUCCUAACCAAUUCAGUAUUUUUCUCUCCAUUUUCUGGGGAGAAAUCAGAAUCUAAGGUGUCAGAAUGUAAGGUUCCUGUUGGAACCCAGGCUCCAGGGUCCCUGGUUUUCUGUGACAUCAUGCUGCAGGACCCUGUUUCUCUCUUUGCUUUGGCUGCUGGGUAGCUCGGAAGGGAGCUUUAGGCUUGCUCUCAGCCACUACAUUAGCUCAGGGGUUUGGGCAUUUUUGUCUCCGGCUCCUUUGGGCUCUUUGUCCUCCCUGCUGUGCUUCCCGAGGAGCAGGGCCGGAUGUAAGUUAUCAGCUAUAAAUAAAACCAAGACUUCCGUUCUGGCUCUCA